Molecule: messenger RNA, 873 nt
Organism: Lolium rigidum
Lineage: Eukaryota; Viridiplantae; Streptophyta; Magnoliopsida; Poales; Poaceae
Exons: 1
Coding region: 255-653 (132 amino acids)
Source: RefSeq, a predicted model, not a curated record
UCUCCUCCGAUUUUUCUCUUCUCCUUUCCCUCGUCCUCUCCUUUGGCUCUUGGUUCCGUGGGAAGUUACCAUCCUGCCCCUGGUGGGUCCCACCAUUUUCCCAGAUAAAUUUUUUUCCUUUUUUUUCUCUCCUCGUAUUUUAUUUGCCUCCCAUCAGAAACCGCUUUCCCCUCUUCAUUUUUUUCCCACCCCAAAGAGAAAGACGGCCUCGUUCGCUGGGUGGUGACGUGGCCGGUUAAGGAGAGCCGUCGGAUAUGUCUCUGAGCGAGAAGCUGGAGGCGGCGCGCGUGGCGCUAGGCAAGCGCAAGGAGCGGGAGCUGCAGGCGCAGCUGCAGCAGAUGGGCCCCACCCCCUCUCCAGCCACGGCUAAAGCUAAAGCCGAGCUGUCCACCAAGCCGGUCGGCAACAAGCUGCUGGCCGGGAACCUGGCCCACGAGUUCCUCACCCGCGGCACCGUGCUGGGCCGCCGGAUCGAGCCGGCCCCCGCGGCCCCGGGCCGACGGAUCGAGCCGGCGUGGCAGCCCGCUCGGCCCGAGCCCGAGCCGAAGCGCAGGUACGCCGAGGUGUCCUGGCUACUCAUGGCCAACGGGGCCCACAUCCCCGGCGUCGUCAACCCCACCCAGCUCGCCCACUGGCUCCAGAUUAAGGACUGAAGCCGCCCGCACCGCCGCGCCAUUUGCGCCCCAAGGAUGGAUGGAAGAAAGAAGCCACCACCAAGACAAAGCGGUUUCGCCGUCCGAUCCCCCUCCCUCUCCAUCCUCUAGUCAAUUACUUACUAGCUCUUCUUCUUAGAUCUAGCGAGAAAACUAUUACUGUUGUUGUUGUUGUUGUACUUAGCUAUAUUAUCUAUCUCUGUUGGAUGCAUUGCCAUUA